Messenger RNA from Ciona intestinalis (vase tunicate), 890 nucleotides. RefSeq names its product profilin-4-like. Gene Ontology annotation, cellular component: cell cortex. NCBI's taxonomy places the organism in Eukaryota, Metazoa, Chordata, Ascidiacea, Phlebobranchia, Cionidae. The record is from RefSeq and is a predicted model, not a curated record. Gene Ontology annotation, molecular function: actin monomer binding.
CUAUGGCACCAUGGCAACAAAGGAAGUCGGGAUUUAGAAAAUAUCAAAUUUUGUUGUUCGUGUUUUGGAGCUUGUGUUUACUGUAAACAAGAUUCAACUAAAGAUGGCGAACUUAUGGAUGGAAGGAGAUCGCUACCAAAUAAAAGGGGUACCGGAUCGUGUGAAGAUGAACCAGUUGAACAACUUACUUCAUGAUUCACUCAUAUCAACAGAACAUGUUGAAAAAUGUGCGAUACUUGAUCGAAAAGAAAAAGAACAAAGAGCUGGUUCUCCUGGAUUUGUUUUACAAAAAGAUCAGAUCCUUUCUUUACAAGAAGCUUUCAAGAAAUGUUCCAUGAUAAGAAAAGAAGGAAUUUGUUUUGAAGAUAAAAACUACAAAUGUACAAGAGCUGACAAGAACUCGAUUUAUGCUAAACAGCUUCAGUCUAAUGAUGGAAUGAUUAUUACACAAACUGCUACUCUGUUGAUUGUUGCAACAUACACUGAGAGGAUGUUUCCAUCAGUUUGUGUGGAAGCCAUGGAAAAGUUGACUGACUAUUUCCGUGAAAAAGGAAGAUAAUCAUUGUGGUGUUAUAAUAUAUAUGUGUUGGCACAGUUUGGUCCUAAGCAGUAUUGUCCAAGAGUUUGUGACGUUAAAGAAAUUGUUUUAAGAGUCUGGUUUUAGUUCUGCUAGGUGGCGACAGAGAGAGGGUGUUUUUCUUGUUAGUAGGAACAAAUCAUCGGCUGUUAUUCGUUUUCUUUUGGCGUGUUUUGCAAACAAUUCAAGAUCGUGCGCAAAUAAAACAGAUUGCCUAGAAAACAAUUUUUGUUGUAACAUGAUUUUUAUUUAUCUUUUCAUUUUAUUGAAAACACAACGAUCACUUAUCGAAAUAAAUUAUAUGCUAUGGAUA